Molecule: messenger RNA, 1896 nt
Organism: Anopheles maculipalpis
Lineage: Eukaryota; Metazoa; Arthropoda; Insecta; Diptera; Culicidae
Product: very long-chain specific acyl-CoA dehydrogenase, mitochondrial-like
Exons: 3
Coding region: 1-1896 (631 amino acids)
Molecular function (GO): very-long-chain fatty acyl-CoA dehydrogenase activity; flavin adenine dinucleotide binding; fatty-acyl-CoA binding
Source: RefSeq, a predicted model, not a curated record
AUGUUGAGAGUGUGUACAAACGUUGCAGUGAUCUCAAACAUCCGUUCUACGUUGUUACGUGGAGCUGUGAGGAAUGUGUCCACUAGCGGUAUUCAAUUACAGGCGGCUGCAACUCAGCCCACUGAUGCACAUAAACCAAACCGGUCGUUUGUGAUGAAUAUGUUCAGUGGGAAGCUUCAAACAACUGAACUAUUCCCAUAUCCGGAAGCGUUGAACGAGGAGCAGAGAGAAUACGUGCAAGCGUUCAUCGAUCCAACGGUCAAGUUUUAUGAGGAAGUUAAUGAUGCUGCUAGAAAUGAUGCCACCGCCUCGGUUGAGAAGGCCGUCGUCGAUGCUCUGUGGGAACAAGGAUUUUUAGGACCAUUCAUCCCAACAGAAUACGGAGGACUUGGGCUAUCAAACUCACAAUCCGUACGACUUUCCGAAAUUUCCGGAAGCUACGACCUUGGCAUGUCAAUCUACGCCGGUGCACAUCAAACAAUCGGCACCAAGGGCAUUAUCAUGUACGGUAGCAAGGAGCAGAAGGAAAAAUAUCUCCCCCAGCUCAGCACAGGUCGUGUUUUUGGUGCAUUCGCCCUAACAGAACCGGGAACCGGAUCGGAUGCAGCCUCAGUAAAAACGAAAGCCGUUCUAAGCCCUUGUGGCAAGUACUACAUUCUCAACGGAACCAAGCUCUGGUGUUCGGGUGGUGGAAUCGCCAACAUCUUCACCACCUUCGCCCAGACGGAAGUGAUCGAUCCGAAGACGGGUGAGAAGAAGAACAAGAUGAGUGCAUUUAUUGUGGAGCGUAGUUUCGAAGGUGUUAGUACUGGGCCACCAGAGGAAAAGAUGGGCAUCAAGUGUUCCGUAACGACGGAAGUGAUUUUCGAGGAUGCGAAAGUGCCAGUAGAGAAUUUGUUGGGCGAGAUCGGGGCUGGGUUUAAGAUUGCGGUAAACAUCCUCAACUCGGGACGGUUCGGGCUGGGUGCGAUGCUUUCGGGGACGAUGAAAACGUGCGUAGAAAAAGCGGCCGACCAUGUGACCAACCGUGUGCAGUUUAAGCGAAAAUUGAUUGAGUUUGAAAAUGUGCAGGAAAAGCUAGCGAUGAUGGCGACCUAUCAUUAUGUGGCACAGAGCAUAACGUACCUGGUGGCUGGUAAUAUGGAUAAGGGUUCGGUGGACUUUCAUCUGGAGGCGGCCGUGAGUAAAGUGUUCUGUACGGAGGCGGCUUGGUAUGUGUGUGACGAAGCCAUACAGCUGCUGGGAGGCAAUGGGUUUAUGAAAUCGAGCGGUUUGGAACGGUUCCUGCGGGACAUGCGGAUAUUCCGUAUCUUCGAAGGAGCAAACGAUGUGCUGCGAAUGUUUAUUGCUUUGACCGGUAUACAGAAAGCAGGAAAUGAUCUGCGUGGAUUGCAAAAAGCGCUCAAGAAUCCGCUUAGUAACGUGGGAAUAAUAAUGGCGGAGGGUUCAAAGCGUGCAGGACGCAGUGUUGGAUUGGGUGGCACAGACCUGCGUCCAUUUGUCGCGAGUGAGCUUCAGAAUGCUGCCAAGCAGUGUGCUGAGUCUAUGGACGCAUUCAGCCGCACCAUCGAAUCUCUCCUCAUGAAGCACGGUAAAGGCAUCGUCGAGCGACAGUUCCAGCUUGCCCGGGUUGCAGACAGUGCGAUCGAUAUUUACACCAUGGCCGCGGUACUAUCCCGCGCUUCCCGAUCCUCCCAGAAAGCGCUUCCCUCCGCUGAUCAGGAAGUUCGGAUGGCACAGAUCUGGUGCCAGGAAGCUAGCAGCCGCGUGCAACGCAAUAUCAAUCGAAUUCACUCGAGCACCUACACCGAACACUAUCAACGGUUGGCACAGGUUGCAAGAAACGUUUCGGAACGCCGCGGCCUACCGCACACUAAUCCACUGGAGAUUGAUUAA